UCCUCCAGUAUGACAUAAUAAUUUGCUGUGUCCUUCUCCGCAGCGCCCAGUAACACUGUUACUGGCAACUUACUCCUUACUUUUCCCCUUGACCAGAUUAAACCAUCUAACAUGAAGGUCCGCCAAUACUGCUGCUGCGCUAUUCCAAUCGUUAAUGCAGGAAUAUACGCUGCUUUGACCGAGCAACUAGUAGCUGCUGUUUUGAUCGGUGUCUUGUCUUUUGCCACCCCUUCAAUUGUUGGUGCGGCAACACCGUCAUUCGCUCCAUUGCUCUUGGGGAUCGUUUGCUUGGUAGCAGGCGCCGUACAGUUUCUUGGUUUCUUGGGGGUUGCAAGCGAAAAGCCAAUACUCUUUCGACGAUAUGUCACACUUCAUGGCUUGGCCGUUGUAGCUGCGUUCGCUUUGGCCGCUGCAUGGGUCAUAAUAUCUGCGUCAAAACAUUCAACUGCGGAAUCCAAUUGCAUCGCAGAUUUCUUCAAUACCACCGACUCGACCGAACAAUCCGAGGGCAAUACUCUUUGUAACAUCUUCCCCUGGGUUGAUAUCGGCAUCAUGGCUGGAAUAUGGGUUUGGCUCGCUAUCAUGCAUAUCUAUCUUUAUGUUGUUAUUAGUUCCUACAGUUCUGCACAACAGCAAGACCACAUCAAAUAUGAUGCGCUGAACGACCCUACCAACCCUUUGAAUGGUGAAGGCAUUCCUAUGAACAGCCGCGACCCAUGGGACGCGAGAACUUCCACUGAUUAUCCCGGAGGAUACACCCAUGGACGCCAGGCAAGUGCUUCGAGCAUGAACGAUGUCAUGAAUCAACCUGUUCGUCAACCAAGAGACGGAUUUUCAUAUUCUGACGCUGCUGCUCCAUACGUUCCGCAGCCCAACUACGAAGGUUCUUUGUCACAUCCUAAUAAUGCCUACACCCAAGAUCCUGGUCCUACCCCGAAGUUCAAUGAUCCUUAUUACGAUGAUUCGUCAGACUUGAAUCGCCCAUCACAAGCCCAGGCCCAUCCUGGUGAGUUUUAGUUAUAUUGUGGAGGCAGUCCCGAUUGGGCGACGCAUGGGCGUUCAUGAGGGCUGAGGGAAGUUUUGGCCGCAAGACCCCACGCUUGACGAAACCAACCUAUAAUAUGUGAUUUGAGAGGUGGAUUUUUGCUGUAUCAUACUUACUGCUGGACAUUUAUUAUCCUAUCAUCUCAAGCAAUUAUAAGCUACCGAACUAUUGAUCGUGUUA
Messenger RNA from Lentinula edodes (shiitake mushroom), 1225 nucleotides. RefSeq lists its product as uncharacterized. Lineage: Eukaryota; Fungi; Basidiomycota; Agaricomycetes; Agaricales; Omphalotaceae. The transcript is spliced from 6 exons. The record is from RefSeq and is a predicted model, not a curated record. Bases 112 to 1017 code for a protein of 301 amino acids.